UCCAGGCUGCAACCCAACUCUGAGCCAUGUCGUCACGCGUGCUGCUUCGGCAGCAGCUGAUGCGGGAACAAGCCCAGGAGCAAGAGAGACGGGAGGCCCAGGAGCAGGCCUCUGUGGCUCAGCUCAGGGCAACUGACUCCACCCCUGCUAUCGCUGUCACUCUGCCCCCAAUAGCUGCUCGCCCUCUUUCCGCACAGGUGCCCGUGGAGGUUUUGAAGGUGCAGACCCACCUGGAGAACCCCACCAAGUUUCACAUCCAGCAGUCUCAGAGGCAGCAGGUGAAGCAGUAUCUCUCUGCCACCCUCUGCAAUAAGGGGGCAACUCAGACCCUGGGUGUGUCUCCCCCGGCCCUGUCUAGCUCUGUCCCUGAGAUGGAUCCCAUAGCCCGCAGUGCUCCCAACAGCUCCAUGGCUUUACACAACCUGGGAUCCAACAAAGAGGAGAUAGAUGGUGUAAUUGAUGACAUCAUCAGCCUUGAAUCAAGUUUCAGUGACGAUUUCAUGACAUUAAUUGAAUUGGGGCUACAGCUGCCUAGUACGCUCCCCGGGAACCUCCUGGAAGUUAACCAUAGUCCUGGAAUGGCAGCACCUACCCUCACUGUCAGCAACUCCUGCCCUCCGGAUCUAACCAAUAUUAAAAGGGAAUACUCUGAUGCAGAUAACAAAGCGCUGGUGAAAGAGUGACAGAAGAAAGACAACCAUAACCUCAUUGAGAGGAAGCGGAGGUUUAACAUCAAUGACCGCAUAACAGAGCUAGGGUCCAUAAUACCCAAUUCAAGGGACUUGGAGUUGCGCUGGAAUAAGGGCACCAUUCUGAAGGCCUCAGUGGACUACAUCAGGAAGCUGCAGAAGGAGCAGCAGAGAGCCAAGGAGGUAGAGAUGCGUCAGAAGAAGCUGGAACAUGCUAACCACUGCUUGAUGCUGCGCAUCCAGGAGUUGGAAGUGCAGGCUCAGCUUCAUGGACUCUCCAGCCCGAUGUCCUAUGGUCUGAGUUCAGACCCCUCCUUCCUCCAGCAGCAGCACCUUCAGCAGGGAGGUCAUAUACUUGGGCCCAGAACUGGAGUGGCCUGCUCCCAAACCUUUCUCAGCUUGGGUGAUGCAGCCAUGGCACAGGCCAUCCCUACCUCCUUCCUCUCUCCACCCUCCUCUGACUCCCCUGUGGGUGUGACCAUAGGCAGCCCCCUCGACCUGGGCAGUCUGAGCUUCGCCGAGCUGGAUGACCCCUCCAAUGCUGGGCUGUUCCCAGGCGUGGGGUUGGGGGACAUCCUCAUGGAUGAGGGGUGCACACUGUCCCCUGAGAGGGUGGACCCACUGUUUUUCGUGACACCAGGUGCCUCGAAGACCAGCAGUCGUAGGAGCAGCUUAAGCAUGGAGGAGGACUUGUAA
This is a messenger RNA of Salvelinus fontinalis (brook trout), 1385 nucleotides long. It is a transcript of the gene tfe3b, whose product is annotated as transcription factor binding to IGHM enhancer 3b. Lineage: Eukaryota; Metazoa; Chordata; Actinopteri; Salmoniformes; Salmonidae. The transcript has 8 exons. Gene Ontology annotation, molecular function: DNA-binding transcription factor activity, RNA polymerase II-specific; RNA polymerase II cis-regulatory region sequence-specific DNA binding; protein dimerization activity. Gene Ontology annotation, cellular component: nucleus. Gene Ontology annotation, biological process: regulation of transcription by RNA polymerase II. The record is from RefSeq and is a predicted model, not a curated record.